Aspergillus novofumigatus IBT 16806 is the source of this 3891-nucleotide messenger RNA. RefSeq lists its product as uncharacterized. Lineage: Eukaryota; Fungi; Ascomycota; Eurotiomycetes; Eurotiales; Aspergillaceae. The transcript is spliced from 4 exons. Gene Ontology annotation, molecular function: thiamine pyrophosphate binding; protein binding; magnesium ion binding. Gene Ontology annotation, biological process: fatty acid alpha-oxidation. The coding region runs from base 247 to 3807 and encodes 1186 amino acids. Gene Ontology annotation, cellular component: peroxisome. The record is from RefSeq and is a predicted model, not a curated record.
UCUACCUUUGCAUCCUCCUCCUCCUUUUAUCCUAGACUCUAUUGAAGCUGAUCGUUGGCCGCUCAGAUCCCUUCUUAACUAUUGAUGUUAUUUUUUCAGACGGGUUUCUGGUGAAUUUGUCAACAUGUCGUUCCUUGGUGGCGCCGAGUGCUCUACCGCGGGAAACCCGCUCACACAGUUCACCAAGCAUGUGCAGGACGACAAGUCACUCCAACGGGACCGCCUCGUUGGCAGGGGUCCCGGGGCAUGCAAGAGAGCAUGCGGUCGAGGAGUAUGAUGGGUGGUCAAGAUCAGAUGAUGGACGAGUUUGCCGCACAACAACCAGGACAGAUUCCCGGGGCAGCACCGCAACCAUUUGCGAUGGAACAAUUAAGGCGCGAGCUAGAUCACUUCCAGACCACUCCGCCGAGGACGGGGUCUCCGGGGUGGGCCGCUGAGUUCGAUACUGGCGAGCAUGCCCGGAUGGAGGCUGCGUUUGCCGGCCCUACAGGACCUCUAAUGAACAAUGGGUCCGCAUUUACGCCUGCAGAGUUUGCUCGCUUCCAACAACAGAGUCGGGUGGGCCUGCCACAAACGUCAAGUCCAGCCACGUCCGCGUCGCCGAUGAUGGCGGGUUAUCAGCGUCCUAUGGGCAUGGGGUACAUGGGUAUGGGAGGAAUGGGCAUGAUGCGUCCAUCCUAUACACCUAUGGGCAUGCAACAACAGCCAGCGGAGGCCGCCACUCAGGACAAAGGCAAGGGCCGCAUGGUCGAGCUCGAUGAUGAGAACUGGGAGGCACAGUUUGCUGAGAUGGAGACGGCGGGCAACCAGAGCCUGGACGAUGAGGCCAACGCGGCUAUGGAGGCGGAGCUGAAUGAUCUCGAUAGGUCAGUCCCCACUACUGACACCGGUAAUGCUCAAGAUUACGGUGCUUUUGAGAGCAUAUGGCAAAGAGUCCAAGCUGAAACGGCGACAAAUAGGAAACUGGCGGAGGAAGAUGCGGCUUUCGAUAUCAACGACAACCUGCACAUGGGAGACCUCGGCGAGUGGGACGGCUUUGACAAUCUCCACACGCGUUUCCGAGAUCCUCAGCUGGGCGAUUACAUGUUCGAAGAGGAAAACGUGUUCCGGAAUGUGGCCAAUCCCUUUGAAGAAGGCGUCAAGAUCAUGCGCGAAGGCGGCAAUCUUUCCUUGGCCGCGUUGGCGUUCGAGGCGGCUGUUCAGAAGGACCCUCAGCACGUUCAAGCCUGGACAAUGCUGGGAUCGGCACAGGCGCAAAAUGAGAAGGAGCUUCCUGCUAUUCGUGCCCUGGAACAGGCGUUGAAGAUCGAUCCCAACAAUCUGGACGCACUCAUGGGUUUGGCUGUUUCGUAUACAAACGAAGGUUAUGACUCGACGGCUUACCGUACCCUCGAGCGUUGGCUUUCUGUCAAGUAUCCUCAGAUCAUCGAUCCUAAGGAUCUGUCAUCCGACGCAGACUUGGGCUUCACAGAUCGCCAGAUUCUACAUGAACGGGUCACCGAUCUGUUCAUCAAGGCGGCCCAGCUGUCACCUUCCGGAGAGCAGAUGGACCCAGAUGUUCAAGUCGGAUUGGGUGUUCUCUUCUACUGUGCAGAGGAAUACGACAAGGCUGUCGACUGCUUCUCCGCCGCAUUGGCAUCUACCGAGUCGGGCACAGUGAAUCAGAAGGAGCAGCUUCACCUUCUCUGGAACCGUCUCGGAGCUACACUUGCCAACUCCGGUCGCUCAGAGGAGGCUAUUCAGGCAUACGAGCAAGCUCUUACAAUCAACCCCAACUUUGUCCGUGCCCGGUACAACCUUGGCGUAUCCUGCAUCAACAUUGGUUGCUAUCCUGAGGCCGCACAGCACCUCCUAGGCGCUUUGUCUAUGCACCGUGUCGUCGAACAGGAGGGCCGCGAGCGAGCCCGUGAGAUCGUUGGCGGUGGCGAGGGCGGUAUUGAUGACGAGCAACUUGAGCGGAUGCUCCAUAUCAGCCAGAACCAGAGCACCAACCUGAUGGCUGUCGUUAGUGGUGCUCAGCUGAUUGCCCGGACGCUGCGCGACCUAGGCGUCACUGUGAUCUUCGGAAUAGUGGGUAUUCCAGUAGUAGAAGUUGCUGAGAGUGCCAUCGACUUGGGUAUUCGCUUCAUUGCGUUCCGCAACGAGCAGGCAUGCAGCUAUGCAGCGAGCGUGUACGGGUAUCUGACAGGACAACCUGGUGUUUGUCUUGUCGUUGGAGGACCAGGAGUCCUCCAUACCUUGGCUGGGAUUGGCAAUGCUUCCGCGAAUAACUUCCCGCUGCUGGUGCUCGCCGGAUCAGCGGAGACCUCAGGCGUCACCAAGGGCGCCUUCCAGGAGAUGGACGCCAUCUCGUUCCUCACGCCGCACACCAAGUUCGCGGUGCGGCCGCCGUCUCUCGCUUUCGUCGCGGGCGCUGUCAAAAACGCGUACCGGACAUGCUGGUACGGGCGUCCCGGGCCGACGUUUGUCGACCUGCCUGCCGACCUGAUCCAGGGCAAAUCCGCGCCUGGGUUCCGCUUGCCAGAGCCAGAGGAAAUCCUCGUCCCGCCGCCUCCCAAGGCAAGCGGGGACCCCGCAAUGAUCCUUAAGGCGGCGCAGUUGCUCAAGGCGGCUCGUGCGCCGUUACUGAUUAUCGGCAAGGGGGCGGCGUAUGCAAGGGCCGAGGGCGGGAUCCGCAAGUUAGUCGAGCAGACGCAGAUUCCGUUCCUCCCGACCCCGAUGGGGAAGGGUGUAGUGCCGGACUCGCAUCCUCUUAAUGUGUCGAGCGCGCGGAGCGCGGCGCUGAAGCACGCGGACGUGGUGCUGGUGCUUGGGGCGCGCCUGAACUGGAUCCUGCAUUUUGGCGAGCCGCCCAAGUGGUCUCCUCGCGCGAAGAUCAUACAGGUUGAUAUCUGCGCCGAGGAGAUCGGUCGCAAUGCGGGCGCUGCGGAGCUGGGGAUCGUCGGCGAUAUCGAUCUGGUGGUUGAGCAGCUGCUGGUUUCUCUUUCGAACUGGCGAUAUGCCUCGUCGGCUGCUCCGAGCCGGUUCCUGUCGUUGUUGGCGGAGUCGGCGAAGAAGAAUGAGGCCAAGGCGCAAAAGGCUGCAUUUACGCCUACGCCGAAGAACUCACCCUUGACGUACCAGCGGGCUUUUCAGAUCAUCAAGACGACGCUGAAUUCGCUGGCGCCGUUUGAAGACGGGGACGUCGUGUAUGUGUCCGAAGGCGCGAACACUAUGGACAUCUCCCGUUCGGUCUUCCCGCUGAAUCAUCCCCGUCAGCGUCUGGACGCUGGCACAUAUGCUACGAUGGGCGUGGGAAUGGGGUAUAUCAUCGCCGCUCACGAGGCGUACAACGCCUUUCCAGCAUCCACGGGCAAACCGAAGAAGAUUGUAGCUCUUGAAGGCGACAGUGCGUUUGGCUUCAGCGCGAUGGAAAUCGAGACCAUGGCUCGCUACAAGAUCCCCGCUCUUAUUUUCGUGGUGAACAACUCGGGCAUAUACCACGGCGACAGUGCUUCUGAGAGCUCGUGGAAAGAGCGACAGGCUCAGACAGCGGCCAAUGACACUAAAUCUGACGACCAGGAUGACGGCAAGAAGGGCCUGCGGUCGACUAGUCUCCUUUACGAGACCCGCUACGAGCAAUUCGGUCCCAUGUGCGGUGGGAAGGGAUACUUUGUCCGCUCGGAAGAGGAGCUGGAGACUGCUACGCGGGAGGGGUUCUUGAGUGAUACGGUCACCGUCGUCAAUGUCAUUGUGGAACCGGGCAUUGGGAAGAAGAUAGGGUUUGCCUGGCAGGGGAAUGCCCAUGAGGGGCAGGCGAAAUUGUGAUGACACUGUCUCGAUUCGAUACUGUUAUUGUAAUAUUCAUAGUCUGCAACAGUAAUGUAGUUGGCAAAUCAAAAUGGUAGCCCU